GAAUUGUGAAGCGUUCAAGCGAACUUUUCUCUGCGUUUUACCAUACCUAUUCAAAUACAACCAAAUAUGUCUCUUCUACCAUUCGUGUUGGGUGACUGGCCCCGCGUUCGUCACAACCACUGGCCCAGUCGUCUUGUUGAUCAAGAUUUUGGAUUGGCGCUAACCCCGAACGACAUGCUGGCUGCCGUCGCCUGUCCAGUGCUCUCCGAAGACUACUUCAGACCAUGGAGACAACUCGCGGCUGCAUCUCGUGACCUCGGUUCCAGCAUAAAGGCCGACAAGGACAAGUUCCAAGUCAAUCUGGACGUGCAGCACUUCUCGCCGGAAGAGAUUUCGGUGAAGACUGCCGAUGGGUACAUCGUGGUGGAAGGCAAGCACGAAGAGAAGAAAGACGAGCACGGGUAUAUUUCAAGGCAGUUCGUCCGACGUUACGCGCUGCCUGAAGGCGCGGCGCCUGAGACUGUGGAAUCGCGACUGUCAUCAGACGGGGUUCUCACCAUCACCGCGCCGAGGAAGGUACCCGACGCCGUCAAGGGAGAGCGAAAGGUGCCCAUCGCACAGACCGGUCCCGUUCGCAAGGAGAUCAAGGACCAGAGCGAGGGAACCCAGGAUGCCGAAAAUAAGUAGGGUGGUUUUGCAAUGGUGCAUUUUAAUUUGUUCCAAAGUAUUGUCUGUGUAAGACUGAUUCAGUUUGUAUCUUAUUUUAAGUUUAAGUAAUUUUAUUUAAUCAAUAAACUUACCUUUAUUUCAA
Molecule: messenger RNA, 751 nt
Organism: Bombyx mori (domestic silkworm)
Lineage: Eukaryota; Metazoa; Arthropoda; Insecta; Lepidoptera; Bombycidae
Gene: Hsp20.8
Product: heat shock protein hsp20.8
Exons: 1
Coding region: 67-627 (186 amino acids)
Biological process (GO): protein refolding; response to heat
Cellular component (GO): cytoplasm; nucleus
Source: RefSeq, marked provisional